Molecule: messenger RNA, 1477 nt
Organism: Coffea eugenioides
Lineage: Eukaryota; Viridiplantae; Streptophyta; Magnoliopsida; Gentianales; Rubiaceae
Exons: 3
Coding region: 229-1050 (273 amino acids)
Source: RefSeq, a predicted model, not a curated record
UGUUUCUAUCCUCGCUAUAUAAAAAGGUUCUUGUUGCGGAAUCUAGCAAAAGAUAAUAACAAAGUGUAGGCAGAGCAUAAGCUUUGAUCAAAAGUUGAAAAGUGGAUUCUUUGUUCUGUAACCUCCUUUUAAUCUUUUUAGCUUUCUUCAUCUUAUCAAAACAGCGGUGCUCUUUCUAACGUUUCUCCAGAGUUGAAGCCGGAAUUCCAAGCCAAUAUCAGAAAGGAAAUGCAGAUUUUGAAGAAAGUCCAUCUUCUUCAAGCCCUCCUUUUACUCAAAAUUUCCUUUCCCACUUCCGUAUCUCAAGAAACAACAAUCAGCAAUUGUGGAAAGAUAAGGAUCCAAAGUCCUUUCUUUCUUCAUAAUUCCACAUAUUUGUCCCCUUUAAAUCACAUGCUUCUUUGCAAAGCUCAGAAAUUGUACUUCAGAACUUCACUAGGUCUUUUCCAGGUUUCUUCAAUUGAUUAUGAGACUAAACUGCUGACCAUUUCACACAGUUCUUGUUCUUCCGCCUCUCACUUCAUAUCUCCUACAAGUCUAUCAGCAGGAUUCCCUCAUCCCCCUCAGCCUAACUCCUUAGUUCUUUACAACUGCUUAAGCCAAAAGAACUCAGCAUCUCCAUAUAUGAGCAAUUGCACUAGUUUACCUGCCUUGGGAGGUUCUUGUUCAAAACUUCACCAACAAGAGCUUAGAAAAGGGAUCUCUUCUUGUUUUGUGGUUCAGGACGUAAGGAAACUGGAUGGGGGCUUUCAUCCCAAACAAAUGAACUGCACACAUUACAGAAGAAUGUAUAGAAAUGCAUCAGUGGAUGACAAUAGCUAUGGAUUUGAAUUGGGGACAAGAAUUUCUUUUGAUAUUCAUGUCCCUAACCCAUGUGACGAGUGCAAAAAGCCAGAUGGAAAUUGUGGAGUUGGAUUAAGAUGUAUCUGCCACGCCAGAGAAUGCAAGGAUAAGGUGGUUUCACUUGGUGUAGUCUUGAACCCUUUUGGCAGUGUGCUCUUCUCAUUUGUUUGCUUCGUUAUAAUGAUGGACCUCUUCAACAGUCCUUGAGAAUUGGUCAUUAUACAGCCUUGAUUGCGGAAGCUCUCAGGUGGUUCUUCAUCCAAGGGCUUGAGCACUGCUCCUGAUUCAAUGUCUUCUUCAGGAGACUUGUAUCCUCCUCCUGCAUCAGCCUCAGGUGGCCUAGAAAAUACAUUAUAUUACAGAAAAAGAAAGAAUGUAAAACUGAGUGUAGUCAGAAUGGUUAUGAGCAGAAAGUGGAUUGCUGAGAUCAUGGAAUUCCGUACUCUAGAAAUCAAGUGAUUUCAGCACCAACUAAAAGGAUCUUCAGCUUUCUGUUUGAAGAGAACAACAAUUUCCUGGUGCAAUUUGCUUGUGAAUAAUGUUGUGUACUAUAAAAUAUAUGGUAGUAUGAGAGGGCAAGGAAAACUGGAAGUGCUUGUACUUAAUUUUGUUUCACUGAAGAAAAAUUGCAGAA